This is a messenger RNA of Chondrus crispus (carragheen), 855 nucleotides long. RefSeq lists its product as hypothetical. The record is from RefSeq and is a predicted model, not a curated record. The transcript has 4 exons. Bases 1 to 552 code for a protein of 183 amino acids. NCBI's taxonomy places the organism in Eukaryota, Rhodophyta, Florideophyceae, Gigartinales, Gigartinaceae.
AUGUCGAGUCUCGUCGGUCGGGCGGCGGCCGACGCUUUCUCUAUCUACGCUACUCACAUACACUUUCGUUUGCUCUAUUGGCCAGGUCGAAUUGUCAAACCAUUACGACACCGAUACUUGCUGAACAAGAAAACGUCUGCGGGCGUUGCCAAGCUUCCCAAACCGAAGAGUCUCUCAAAAUCACAUCAAGGCGUGAGUUUAAGCGUGCGCCACUACACUGCGGACAACAAUGAGCGCUUUGUUUCACUACGUCAGCCUGCCGGCUUUCAUCCUUUCAUGGCUCGUGCACAUGUUCAUGGGAAUGCUGUGGUACUCGCCAGGUGUUUUCGGAAACGCUUUCCUCCGCCUUGCACAUCCAGGCAAGCAACCGACGCCGGAUGCUCGUGCAAUGGCAUCGGCCGCCAUAAGCACGGCAAUGGCCCUUCCAUUCUUUUCUUUCCUGUUGGGCGUGGCCGAUUGUCGCACGCCUGGCGAGGGAGCCAUAUGGGGACUGGCUGUCGGAGUUUUUCUAGACUCUGGACUCAACGCUUCUCAUUCUUUUUUCGAGGAUAGACCCUUUGCGCUCUUCUUGCUCCACAGGGGAUACCACAUCACAAGUCUCACUAUAAUUGGCGCCAUGCUUGGCUUGCUUUGUGGCUCCUGAGCGUCAAUCACUAGGUAAUUCGCAUCGCUACAUCCAUGGCCUGCUGUUUUGCAUUCAAUAUGGAUGAAUUUUAGUUCUGCAAUGUGCGUGAAUUCAUGGGAUGGGCACGGCAGCAUGGUAGGGUGUUUAUUCUUGCGAUUCGGGCGCGCCACCGCUCGAGAUAGCCAGUUACGCGGAUUUCUCUACCAAUAAAGUUACUGCUGAAUUGCGGA